AUGGGUGGAGGAGGAGACAUGGGUGGAGGAACCGGCGGAGGAGGAGGCAACAGUGGAGGAGUAGGUGGAGGAUCCGGUGGAAAGGGAGGAGACGGAGGAAACGGAGGAAAUGGAGGAAAUGGAGGAAAUGGGGGAGGUGGUUGUCCUUGCGACAUGGGAGGAGAAAGUGAUGAAGGAGACAUUGAGGGUGGUGACGGAGGAGACGGAGGGAACGGUGGAGACGGAGGGGACGGUGGGGACGGGGGAGGGGGAGGCAUGGGAGGUGGUGGGGACAUGGGAGGUGGUGGCGGAGGGGGCAUUGGAGGAGGGGACGGAGGUGGGUGUAACAUGGGUGGAGGAGACGGGGGUGAGGGUGAAAUGGGAGGUGAAGGAGGUGGGGGUGGCAUGGGAGGAGGAGAUGGUGGGGAUGCGGGAGGAGGGGGUGGGGGCAUGGGAGGCGGCGGUGGAGGGGAUAAUGGGUGUGAAUGCUGUGGUGGGUGCGACACGGGAGGAGGAGGCGGCGGAGGCAUGGGAGGAGGAGGAGGUGGAGAUAUGGGAGAAGGUGGUGGGAACAUGGGAGGAGGGGGGUGGCAAUAUGGGAGGGGGUAG
Molecule: messenger RNA, 588 nt
Organism: Ixodes scapularis (black-legged tick)
Lineage: Eukaryota; Metazoa; Arthropoda; Arachnida; Ixodida; Ixodidae
Product: glycine-rich cell wall structural protein-like
Exons: 1
Coding region: 1-588 (195 amino acids)
Source: RefSeq, a predicted model, not a curated record